AUGGCCACCCCCUCGCCCGCCGCCAGCUCUUCCUCGACGGCCGGCGUCGCCGCCGCCGCCGCCUACCAUGCCAACCCGACCUGGAGGCAGAAGCACCAGGCGCAGCAGGUCGACUACCCGUCGCAGCAGGCCGUCGACUCGGUGCUGCAGCGUAUCGGCAAGUUGCCCGGCCUCGUAUCGCCCUACGAGGUCGACCGCCUGCGCACCCAGCUCGCCGCCGUCGCAGAGGGCAAGGCCUUCCUCCUCCAGACGGGCGACUGCGCAGAGCUCUUCGACUACUGCAACCCGGAACAGAUCCAGGCGAAGCUCAAGCUCUCGCUGCUCAUGAGCCUGAUCCUCAUCUGGGGCGCGCGCAAGCCCGUCGUCCGCAUCGGAAGGAUCGCGGGACAGUACGCCAAGCCCCGGUCCAAGCCCACCGAGACCAUCGUCCGCGUCGACCCGCAGACGGGCAACACGACCAAGGAGGAGAUCAUCUCGUUUCGCGGCGACAACAUCAACGCUUUCAGCCCGGACCCGCCCAGCGGCCGCAUCCCGGACCCGGAGCGCCUCCUCCAGGCCUACUUCCACUCGGCGGCGACCGUCAACCACAUCCGCUCCGAGCUCUCGAGCGGGCUCGCUGAUCUCCACGCCCCUCGCCAGUGGUCCUUCCAGCACGUCCAAUCUCGGGCGCUGCAGGACGAGUUCGAGUCGGUCGUCGACAGCCUCACCGAUGCGCUCGACUUUAUGCGCACCAUUGGCGCCGAUCCGGGCGUGGGCAACAACAACGUCCUCAACUCGGUCGACUACUUUAUCAGCCACGAGGGCCUCGCACUCGACUACGAGGAGGCGUUGACGAGGCUCGUGCGGAGGCCGACGCCGUCCAACCCGUCCAGAUCGACCUUCUCCCACGAGGCGGCGGCGGCGGCGGCGGCGGCAGCAGCAGCGGGAGGGGCCGACGGAUCGUCGCAGAGCAAUGAAGUCGAGGCGGUGGAUCGCUACGCCCUUUCUGCCCACACCGUCUGGCUCGGCGACCGGACGCGGCAGCUCGACGGUGCCCACAUGGACUACUUUGCCUCGAUCCGCAACCCGGUCGGCAUCAAGGUCGGGCCGUCGAUGAAGCCGCAGGAGCUCAUCGAGAUCCUCGACAUCCUCAACCCCGACGUUCCGCUGUCCUCGGGCUCAGACGAAGAGGGAGGUGAGGGCUCCCACAACGGUACCGUCCGCUACGGCAAGGAGAAGGGCCGCGUGAUGGUCAUCAUCCGUCUUGGGGCCAGCAAGGUGGCGUCGCUCCUGCCGCCCCUCCUCUCGGCCAUCGCCGCCUCGUCGCACUACGACUCGAUCAUCCUCCUGUGCGACCCCAUGCACGGCAACACGCAGACGUCGCCCUACCCGCCCACGUCGACCGACCCCUCGGCGCAGCCGCUCAAGACACGCUCGUUUGGCGACAUCAUCUCCGAGAUCCUGCACUUCCUCGACAUCAUCUCGACCGACUUCCCCACGCUGCGCGUCGGCGGCGUGCACCUCGAGCUGACGGGCGACAAGGACGUCACCGAGUGCUUUGGCGGAUCGAUGCGCCUCCGCCCCGAGGAUCUCGAGCGCGGCUACAAAAGCCACUGCGACCCGCGCCUCAACUUUGAGCAGAGCCUCGACGUCGCCUUCCUGCUGAGCCACUACUUCCGCAAGCAGAGGCUGCAGAAGCGCAAGCAGGCGGCCUGGGGUGGGAGCGGUGCCGAGGGAGCAGAAAAAGUGCCGGAGCCGCCAACGACCGAGGAGGUCAAGCUGCGGCAGAAGGCCAUCAUCGAGACGGGGUCGGGAGACGAGCUGCUGGCCCAGCUCAUCUGCGGCAUCACCUCGAGGUAA
Molecule: messenger RNA, 1839 nt
Organism: Pseudozyma flocculosa PF-1
Lineage: Eukaryota; Fungi; Basidiomycota; Ustilaginomycetes; Ustilaginales; Ustilaginaceae
Exons: 1
Coding region: 1-1839 (612 amino acids)
Biological process (GO): aromatic amino acid biosynthetic process
Molecular function (GO): 3-deoxy-7-phosphoheptulonate synthase activity
Source: RefSeq, a predicted model, not a curated record